GCGAGGGCUCCAUGUUUACCUUUGAGUGCGGCCAGCUCUUCCGUCGAGAAGAGUUCGUCUCGCAUUUUCGCAAUGUUCAUGGAGAUAUCCACUCUGGACUCAAUGGCUGGAUGGAGCACCGUUGUCCGUUAGCGUAUUAUGGCUGCACAUACUCCCAACGCAGAUUAUGCCCUUCCAAUCAAGGCUCGAAGGUAGUUCAUGACCGUCACCUCAGGUCAUUCGGGGUGCAACCGUUCUUGGAACCUGUGACAGAACCCAAGUGUGAUCAUCUUAGCGGAUUGCCAUUUGAAGUACUUCAACAUGUAGCCCGAUUUUUGGAUGGCUUUAGCCUAUGUCAGCUGUCAAUGGUGUCUCGUACAAUGAGGGAUGUUUGCGCCAGUCUGCUGCAGACUCGUGGCAUGGUGGUGGUACAAUGGGAAAAGAAGCAAUAUUUGGAUGGAAGACGAACCUGGCAGAUAAAAGACAAGGUUUGGCGUUUCAGCACAGCCUUUAACCCGGUUAACAGGUGGGAGUUUGCGGACAUCUCUAGCAUGGCAGACCACCUGAAACGUUGCCCAUACAAUGAAGUCCUCCGACAAGUGGAGGCGGUUCCACUGCCCUGCAUGUGCACGACCAGAGAGCUAACGCGAGACGGCAGAUCGCUUCGAUCUGUUCUCAAACCAGUAUCAUAAUGCUACAGAAACUUAGUUUGCAAAACAUAACUAAAACACUACGAUAUCUAACCUCUUCGGUCUACAAUAUAAUAUCACUGUGUAAAUAAAAGGAAGCUAAAUAUUUUUUGUUUUGAUGUUAAGAUUAUUUUUUUAUUAAUAUAUCAAAGAUUAAUUUGGGCUGAAGGUGCAUGAUGCAAGGUUCCUCUAGGAAAAAUGGUUUGGCUUCCUCUGACACACACCCAUGCUUUCUUUAUCAAGACCAAGGCUGAGAGUGGACUGGUUUAAAGGAGAGUAAACAUUGGUGAAACAAGGCUUAAUUCAGUGGGAUUAUAUGAGCCUCAACGUGACAAAUAGCACUUGAUUUAUUUGUCUUGACACAGCAAGAUAAUCUCUGUAAUCUCUUUAAAGAUUAUCAGAUAAUGACUUCUGGUUCCUGUCAGUACAUAUCCACUCUGUAGUAUAGUUGCAUGGUUUGGUUAAGAUACCGUGGUUCAGUUUUGCUCCAUUUUAUGGUGACAUUGCAGACAGGUGCACUUCUCCCUGACCCGGGAACAGCUGUGAUCAUGCUUAAGAAUUCAAGGGUUUGGAUUUAUAUUGGGUUUC
Messenger RNA from Sinocyclocheilus rhinocerous, 1256 nucleotides. Its product is annotated as F-box only protein 30-like. The record is from RefSeq and is a predicted model, not a curated record. NCBI's taxonomy places the organism in Eukaryota, Metazoa, Chordata, Actinopteri, Cypriniformes, Cyprinidae. Gene Ontology annotation, molecular function: protein binding; ubiquitin protein ligase activity. Bases 12 to 671 code for a protein of 219 amino acids. The transcript has 2 exons.